AUGGAUCUGAUGAAUGGAUUCUAUCAGAUCCUCUUGCGUGAACGGGACAUCCCGUACACAGCAGUGAGCACCCCCAGUGGUAUGCUCUGGGAGUGUCUAGAGAUGCCACAGGGGCUAAGUAACGCCCCCGCAACGUUUAACAGAUGUGUUACGAAUCUGUUGCGAUUGGUGCGCGAUUUCGCACCGAGUUACUUCGACGGUGUCUUCGUCCAUAGCCGGGCUAUGGAUGGGAAGACGGACGUGGAGGUUCAUAGAAUCCACGUCCGAAAGGUUCUUACACUUAUGCGAGAGCAUAAGUUGUUCGCGAACCUCAAGAAGUGUAUCUUCGCAGCGAACGAAAUACCACUUCCUGGCUGCAUCGUGGGUAGAAACGGUCUACGCCCUGAUCCGGAAAAGAUCAAGGCGAUUAGCGACUGGCCUUUGCCGGUUGACGUCAAGGGACUUCGAAAGUUCCUUGGCUUGGCGGCGUAA
Molecule: messenger RNA, 471 nt
Organism: Peronospora matthiolae
Lineage: Eukaryota; Oomycota; Peronosporomycetes; Peronosporales; Peronosporaceae
Source: the annotation of a GenBank genome assembly